AUGAAAUAAUCCUAAGUUAACAAAUUUUUCACAAAUUUAGCAGGACACCAAUUAAUUUCUAAUGUGGCUUCUCCUACUACGACUGCUCCUAGUAAACAUAACAAAAAUGUAAGUUCAAUAAUUUCUAAUGGGAAUAAAUAUUUAGUUUACUCUAAACGUACAUCUCGUCUUCUUUUAGACUCUAGUAAUAAACUUCCACUUUUAACAACUGUUUUAAAAACAGAAACCUAGGAUACUCCAAAAACUGCAAAAGUUAAAAUAAGAAAAGCAAGUGGUAAUUCAGGAGACUUUCGCAUUAUACAUUAACAUUAAAGAAAUAAAACUGAGACUCUUAUUAUUAAUAAUAACAUCAAUUAUCCUAAAGUAGAUUCUCCUAAAGAACAAUUUGAAGAUGUACAACAAAUAAAUACAUAACAAAACAUAUAAGAUGCAGUCACUAUUCCAACAUUACAAGAGCAUUUAAUUGAAAGUCAGUAGAUAUCUCUAACUUCAAGUAGAAGUGAAAAUAUUACUUAAUAAAUAUAACCAAAAGUUCAUUGCGUUUAAGUUUUAGGUGAAGCUUAUCAAUUCUCUAAAAUUACAAAUAUAUAACCUAAAAUCAAAAGAAUUUAGAUUCAAUAACAAAUUUCAGAAAUGGAAUCAUUAAAUGAAAAAAGCUGUCAUCUUUUGAGAAAAUUAAGAUAAAUGCUUCAUACUCAUAGGGAUAAAGAAAAAUUAUUGGAGUUGGAAAUUAAAAAGAAAAAGGAAUCUUUAGUUGAUCGAUAAUUUUCAAAAACAUUAAGUAAUAUGCCAGAUGAAAAAACACCAAAAGCUAUUGAAUCAAAAUUUAAUUUUAAAUUAAGCACUAUUAACAAAAAAUAAACCAAAAUUCAUCCUAAUUAUAGUAUUUAAGAUACUGAAUCUAUUCUACCUAUAAAGACUAUUGUUGAUGCACUUAAGGAAAAGAAAGAUGACAAAAAAGAUAAACCUAAAAUUGAAAAAUCUUAAAUCAUUUAGAAAGUUCCCAAAAAAAAUAUAAAAGUUACUGUUGCUUUUGAAGAAGAUGAAAAACAAAUAGAAUUUUAAAUGCCACAUUAUAUGGAUGAAGUUUAAUAAAUUUAAGAACCUUAGACAGAACUAAAAGAAAAUAAAUAAUCUAAUAUUUAUUCUUUAGUUAGUAAAUCUAUGUUGCAAAAGUAAACAUAUUAAAUAUAUUUAUAGUAAAUUUGCAUUGAGAUUAGUCCAAAAGUUUGGAGAUAAAGUUAUUAAAACUUAAAAAGAUAAUGAUGCAAUUGAAAACUUUAAUUCUUUUAAAGCCUCUUAAUUUACAAGAUAUUAUUUAUAAAAUCAUACUUAAAAAUGUUUGGAGAUUAAAUAUGAACCUUAAUAAGAAAAAGAAGAAAUUUAAUCUCUUUCAAAAUUUAGCUUUUUAAAUAGGAAUUUUUAUUCUGAAACAUUUCAAGAAAUUUAAAGCAAAAGCACCUAAUAACUUGCAUAGUUAAAUGUAAUUAUUUUUUGAAUUUAAGAAAGAUUAAUAUAAAAAAUAAUGUGAAAUAGAGACUAACUUUUAUAAUGUAGAAUAGAAUUAUGAAGGUCAUAUUAGUGAUAAUAGUCUUUUAAGUCCAAAUACAUCUUAAUUAGAUUUUAGUGAUAUAGAAAUGUAAACUUAAUUUAAAAUAAAUUACAUUUAUUACAUGUUAAAUUUAAUAUCCACAAAUGAUUUAAAAUAAAUAAAAUUAAGAAUGAUUGUCAAUACUGUGGAUGAUGAAACUAAAAAUUAAUUUUUACAUGAAGAACUCUUGAGAUUUCCAGAAAUUAUUAAUUUAGUGAUUGAAGUUGAGAAUGAUUCUGAAAACCAUUGUAUAUUAUUUAUAAUUAAAUAGAGAAUUAUAGAUUCUUAAUAAUUUAGAAUAAGAAUUAUUAAAAGUUGAUUAAAAAAACAUUUAAAUAAAAUUUUCAAAUAAAUUCAAUUAAAUCUUAACAGGUUUAUUUGAAGAUUAUCGAAAUCAUUAAGUUUCCUCAAUGGAAAGAAUAUAUGUUGAAUAUUGUAAGACUUUAAAUGAUUUGGAUUCAGCAAAAAAUAAUGAUAGAUAAUUUACAAAUUUAAAUAUUCCAUAAAAUUCAAGAAGUAGACUAGCUUCACCAAUAGGAUCAGUAUCAUAUAUUUUUUAUUUCAGAAUGAAUCAAAAUUUACUGGAAAAGAGAUAAAUCCAUAAUUUCCAAAAGUAAUGAUGCUAAAAAAGAAUUAGAAAUAAAAGAAUUUACUAGCAACUCAGAAAUGUUCUUCAAUUUAAAAUAUAAAAUGCUAAAGCUCUAGUAAUUUAUAAACUUUGUUGCAUACAAAUACAAAUUCAAAUCAUACUAUAUAAUCAAAUCAUAAUAUACAUUCAAAUCAUAAUAUAUAUUCAAAUCAUAAUAUUCAAUAAUUAUAAAACUCUUAAAGAAUAUAUCAAAAAGAAUCCGAAAAUUAAACAAAAUCAAAGAGUUCUUAGAGAUAAAUUUCAAUUAAAUCUAAUUUGAUUACAUAAUAAUCAAUGGAUCCUUCUUCUCUAUUAUUUAGAAGUAUGUUAUUAUAAGAAAGUUAAUAAAAUGAUAAAUCGAAUAUUGAAAGGGCAUUUUCUUUAAUAGAAGAUCAUAGAUUGUAAGAUUUGAAAGAUUUAUUGAAUCAUGAUUAGAAUAUCAAUAUAAAUAUUAAAAAUUAGAAUGGGAAUACAUUUUUAAUUUAAGCAGCAAGAACAGGAGCAUAUGAUAUAAUUUAAUUCCUUCUUCGUUAAGGAGCAGAGAUUUCAAUAAAGAAUGUAAUAGAUAUAAAUAUAAGAUAGAAUGAUGGUUUAAAUGCUAUUUAGAUGGCAAUAAUUCAUUUAUAAUUUGAAGCAGCAGAUGAAAUUAAUAGAUUUAGUAGAUCAAAUUCUUUCAUAUCCCAUUAUUGA
Paramecium sonneborni is the source of this 2909-nucleotide messenger RNA. The record is from the annotation of a GenBank genome assembly. NCBI's taxonomy places the organism in Eukaryota, Ciliophora, Oligohymenophorea, Peniculida, Parameciidae.